Gavialis gangeticus (Gharial) is the source of this 4023-nucleotide messenger RNA. RefSeq names its product G protein-coupled receptor kinase 3 (gene GRK3). Gene Ontology annotation, biological process: G protein-coupled receptor signaling pathway; protein phosphorylation; regulation of signal transduction. NCBI's taxonomy places the organism in Eukaryota, Metazoa, Chordata, Crocodylia, Gavialidae. The record is from RefSeq and is a predicted model, not a curated record. The transcript has 19 exons. Gene Ontology annotation, molecular function: ATP binding; G protein-coupled receptor binding; G protein-coupled receptor kinase activity.
GGCCGGGCCCGCCAACAUGGCGGACCUGGAGGCCGUGCUGGCCGAUGUCAGCUACCUCAUGGCCAUGGAGAAGAGCAAGAGCACCCCGGCCGCCCGCGCCAGCAAGAAGAUCAGCCUGCCCGAGCCCAGUAUCCGCAGUGUGAUGCAGAAGUAUCUUGAGGAGAGAGGAGAAUUAACCUUUGAUAAGAUUUUCCAUCAGAAGAUUGGAUUUUUACUUUUUAAAGAUUACUGUAUGAAUGAGAUUGAUGAAGCUGUGCCUCAGCUGAAGUUUUAUGAAGAGAUAAAAGAAUAUGAAAAACUGGAUUCUGAGGAGGAGCGUUGUAGCAGAAGUCGACAGAUUUACGACAUGUACAUAAUGAAGGAGCUGCUUUCCUGCUCACAUCCGUUCUCAAAGCAAGCUGUAGAUCACGUACAAUCUCACCUAGCCAAGAAACAAGUACUCCCAAAUCUUUUUCAGCCAUACCUAGAAGAAAUCUGUGAUAGUCUCCGAGGAAAUAUAUUUCAAAAAUUUAUGGAAAGUGACAAGUUUACUAGAUUUUGUCAAUGGAAAAAUGUAGAACUAAAUAUUCAUCUAACCAUGAAUGACUUCAGUGUACAUAGAAUAAUCGGGAGAGGGGGAUUUGGUGAAGUAUACGGCUGCAGAAAAGCAGACACUGGGAAAAUGUAUGCAAUGAAAUGUUUAGAUAAGAAGAGAAUCAAGAUGAAGCAAGGAGAAACACUAGCCUUAAAUGAAAGAAUUAUGCUGUCUCUUGUCAGCACAGGAGUAAGUACUUAUUCUUCAUCUUCCUUAUACUUCAUAGACGUUAGGGCUGGAAGGGACACUCUACUCUUUGCUUAUUUCUAGCCUGCAAACAUCCUCUUGGAUGAGCACGGACACGUAAGAAUAUCAGAUCUUGGUCUCGCCUGUGAUUUUUCCAAAAAGAAGCCGCAUGCUAGUGUUGGUACCCACGGGUACAUGGCUCCAGAGGUGCUCCAGAAGGGAACAGCGUACGACAGCAGUGCGGACUGGUUCUCCUUGGGCUGCAUGCUUUUCAAACUUCUGAGAGGUCACAGUCCUUUCAGACAGCACAAAACCAAAGAUAAGCAUGAGAUCGACCGGAUGACACUCACCGUGAAUGUGGAGUUACCAGAUUCAUUUUCCCCUGAACUGAAGUCCCUUUUGGAAGGGCUUCUACAACGAGAUGUUAGCAAGAGGCUCGGCUGCCAGGGUAGAAGUGCACAAGAAGUAAAAGAGCAUCCUUUUUUUAAAGGGAUUGACUGGCAGCAGGUCUAUUUACAAAAGUACCCUCCACCAUUGAUUCCUCCCCGGGGAGAAGUAAACGCCGCAGAUGCAUUUGAUAUUGGCUCCUUUGAUGAAGAGGACACAAAAGGCAUUAAGUUGCUUGAUAGCGACCAAGAAUUGUAUAAGAACUUCCCUCUGGUGAUAUCAGAACGCUGGCAGCAAGAAGUAGCGGAAACCGUCUACGAUGCAGUAAAUGCAGACACAGAUAAAAUUGAGGCCAGGAAAAGGGCCAAAAAUAAGCAGCUUGGACACGAGGAAGAUUAUGCACUAGGGAAGGACUGUAUUAUGCAUGGGUACAUGCUAAAAUUGGGGAAUCCAUUUUUGACUCAGUGGCAACGCCGUUACUUUUACCUCUUUCCAAACCGACUUGAAUGGCGAGGAGAAGGAGAAUCUCGGCAAAAUCUACUGACAAUGGAGCAAAUAGUAUCUGUGGAAGAAACUCAGAUUAAAGAUAAGAAAUGCAUCUUGCUGAGAAUUAAAGGUGGAAAGCAGUUUGUCCUGCAGUGUGAGAGUGAUCCAGAGUUUGUUCAGUGGAAAAAAGAGCUCACGGAAGCUUUUACUGAGGCACAAAGGCUGCUACGUCGGGCUCCAAAGUUUCUCAAUAAAUCUCGUUCCACCGUGGUAGAGCUGUCCAAACCACCACUCAGCCACAGGAAUAGCAACGGUCUGUAGAAGGGAGAAGAGAACAGCGUUCACUUAAGGAAAUUUACUCUGUCCCUGUGUGUGAGGUCUACGGUGUCAUUUUUGGUUCCUCUGUACAAUUCCUGAAGCAGGAUGUACCUAGAAGACUGGGAUGUUUACAGCAUGGGAUGAUGUCAGGACUCUUUUUCAUGGAGCUUAUGAAGCUGAAGCAAUGACAAGGUGAAUGUGCCCUCAUAACAGUUGUCAGUUGUAGAGCCUGCUUCUCAUCCCUAUGCAUUAUUGCACCCUGGCGGUGUUGAAAGUGGUGUAUUAUCCUAGAACCUCCUAGACGGAAGGAAGACACUGUUUUCUUUGCAAUACCCUGGUUUUGGUAUAUACCAGACCUGGAAACUAAAAUGGUUGCUACUUGUUAUCAUUUACAUUUUUAUGUCACUGUUGACAUAUCCCCAGACAUUGGAAGGAACUGCAGACUUGCUGUGUUGGAUAACAUGUAAUCUUAUGUAUUGCCGUGUUCUUUCCAACCAUCACUGCUGACUUUAAUAUAACCUUGCUCCAUACUGCUGGUGAUCAACAGUGUGACUCUUACGCACUUCCAAGUACUGAAUUCUAACUGUCCUGUGGUUUAAAUGUUGUUAUAACUUCAUGGAAAUGUUGAACCCAGAUUAUUCACUUGGUUUGUUGUACUCACGAAUAGUAGCUACCACCAUUUUGCUUCUUCUACGUAUAUGCAGUACUAUAACUGACACAAUAGAGUAAUAAUUGGUGAAGAGGUAGCUUCAUCUAGUGCUCUGUUGUAUAUAUUGACUAUUUCAGCACAGUUUUUAAAGAGCAGAUUCCUUUUGACAAGUUUACAGUGAAUACAAAGACGGUUCUUUUCCAUUUCAGGUGAAUUGCACUUUUUAAAAAAAAGAAUAUUCCGAUUCAGUGCAUAUUAGUGCAUGUUCUAGGGUAAAAUAUAUGAGGGCCUUGGUACGUAUUCUUCUGGGUCACUCUUCAGUUACUGAACUUGUGUAUCCUUCUUUUACACACACACACGCACGCGCGCACACACCAUGUAAACAGUGCGUUCUCAUAGCAUAGUUAUUGCAGACCUUCAUUUUAGCCAAGUUCAGAAGAUUCAUGUGCAUGUUGGGUGGCUUGGCUGCACAAAAACGGUCUAAUUUCCCUCUGCAGGGAAUUCAAAACAUUCACAUUGAAAACAGCCUGAGAAUGUUGAGGAUGGAGCUGACGAGAGGUGAGCUGAUACAUGCCGGUUUUAUGUCAAUUCUCCUUAGUUUGCCAUUCGUGUGUCACAUGGAAACUGAUAUGUCAUGUAAGACAAAGUGUAAUGUUUAACUGUUAGCUUCAAACAUUUCAGGCCAAUUUCUGCCCUGUUAUGCAUGCUGUGAAUCUCAUUGAUUAUAAUGGGUUUGCAGGAGGUGCGUAUUUCAGAGCUGAAUGGGAGCUUAGAGCUAAUUCUGUAUUGCACAGUAUUUUACUGUGGACUGCAACACUCAGAAAAGUCAGUGGGAAUUGCAUCUGUGUAAAUAGGAUUUCUGCCAACAGUCUGUUUUGCUCAUCUCUUCUGACCAAGUGUAUUUCCAAUUUGUUAGUCAGUCACAGAGCUUCAGUACUGGGUUUUUUUUUUUUCCAGAUUAAAGUAGCUGUCUUUUUAAAAUUAAAAAGAUUCCUCUGUUUCUCCUGAGCAUAUUUGUAAAUUGGAUGUCUUCCCUACAAAAAGUGGGAAUGGCUUAGCUGUCUGCUAUGGCAUGGGCUUUGACGACAGUGCAAACCAUUUGAUACUUCUACCUUGGUUUGGUGUGAGAAGGGACUCAAGUUUUGAGAGAGGCCGUGUGCCUGGCAGCCAAUAUUUUCUUUAAAGGAUAUUACAAGUUAUUUUUCUUGCAUUACCUUUUAAAAUAAGCACCACAUUCUGUUGUCAUCUACUGAUUAGUAAUGUUCAGAGUCCAGGUGUAUUUCUGUGAGCCGCAAUUGUGUUAUCGUCCUAAACUCAGAAAAGCAGAUUCCUUCUCGCUGUGGAGAGGCAGUUGUUUAAUUUAUGAUGGCACCUACUGUACGUUGGUUUUUCUUAAGCUUUUGCAAGAAUGCCAUAUAAUGUG